ACAUGGCCGCCGUUAGGUCACAGAGUAGCUCGCGGGUCGCAGCGGCCCCUCACCCAAACGACAUGCACGAAACGAAACCGUUGCCCUCACUCUUCUUCCUUCUUCUUCUUCUUCGUCGCCCCCUGCGCCGACGAGGCUUUCGUUUUCUUCUCCCAUUCGCUCACCCAAUGCAAACCACGUACCCCAAACGAGACCUAGCAGCUCUCCCUUCUUCGCUCUGAUUUGCGUGGUCCAUGGAGCUGAGCAGGUCUAGAAGCUCGCCCUCGGCAGCAAGCUGCUGAUGGCGGUGUGGCGUGCCGCGACGUUUCGUGCGCGCGCGCAAUGGGUGCGUGACACGUUCAAGUAAUCGAGCUGUUUGGAUCGGAUCUGCGUGCUCAUGGGAGACGAAGGCGGCGGCGGAAGCGAGCUAUAUCUGCUCAGCCGCUUCGCGGCAUCCUCGUCGUCGUCGGCGGCUCAGCUGAGAGGCAGGGAAAGGGCCAUGGAUCACCACCAGGACCUGUCGGCGGAGCUGGACCCGGCGCUGCUCAUGUCCGCGUCCACGUCCUCCUCGUCGCCGCCGGACUCCGCCUCUCCCUCCUUCUCCUUCUCCCACCCGUCCCCUCCACACUACACCCUCGCCGUCAGCAACCUCUCCUGCCCCGCGCCUCGCCGCCGCGCCUCCAUCCUGCCGUCCUUCCUGUCCUCCUGCUUCUCCACCUCCCCGGCCACCGACGCCAGCGGCGGCGGCGAGAGGCUGCUCCUCAAGUCCGUGUCCUUCACCGCCUCCAGCUCCAACAUCCUCGCCGUCGUGGGCCCCAGCGGCGCCGGCAAGUCGACGCUGCUCCGCAUCCUGUCCGGGCGCGGCACGGGGUCCGAGAUCGCCAGGCCGGGGACGGUGUCGCUCAACGGCCACGCCGUCACCUCCCGCGCGCAGCUGCGGCGGCUCUGCGGGUUCGUCACGCAGGACGACAACCUGCUGCCGCUGCUCACGGUCCGCGAGACCAUCCUCUUCGCCGCGCGGUUCCGGCUCCGCGCCGCCGCCACCGCGCGGGAGCGCCUCGACCGCGUGGAGGCGCUGAUGCAGGAGCUGGGCCUGUCCGAGGUGGCCGACAGCUACGUCGGCGGCGGCGGCGGGGCGCGCGGCGUGUCCGGCGGCGAGCGGAAGCGGGUGUCCAUCGCGGUGGACAUGGUGCACGACCCGCCGGUGCUGCUGCUGGACGAGCCCACGUCGGGGCUGGACAGCCGGUCGGCCGUGGACGUGCUGGCGCUGCUGCGCGAGGUGUCCCGCGCGCGGCGGCAGGUGGUGGUGCUCAGCAUCCACCAGCCCAGCUACCGCAUGCUCGGCUACAUCUCCUCGCUGCUUCUCCUCUCCCGCGGCGCCGUCGCGCACUCGGGCACGCUCAAGUCGCUCGAGGACGCGCUGGCGCGGCUUGGCCACAAGAUCCCCGUGCAGCUCAACCCGCUGGAGCUCGCCAUGGAGAUGGAGGUCACCGGCGAGCUCGCGGAGGACCGCCGCCGCCGCGGCGCCGGGUUCCUCGACGACGAGGACGCGAUGAGCAGCCUCCUCGACAGCAGCAGCAACGCCGGCCGGCGCCUCGACGUCCCCGACCGCGGCUACUGCAGCCGCGCCACGGAGGUCUCGGCGCUGACCGUGCGCUGCUGGCGCACCAUGGUCCGCACGCGGGAGCUCUUCGCGGCGCGCGCCGCGCAGGCCGUGGUGGGCGGGCUCGGCCUCGGCAGCGUCUACUUCCGGCUGCGCCCCGACGGCCCCGACGGCGUGGCGCUCCGGCUGGGGCUCUUCGCCUUCACCCUGUCCUUCCUCCUCUCCUCCACCGUGGAGGCGCUGCCCAUCCUCCUCCACGAGCGCCGCGUGCUGAUGCGGGAGGCCUCCCGCCGCGCGUACCGGCUCUCCUCCUACGUGGUCGCCAACGCGCUGGUCUUCGCGCCGUGCCUCCUCGCCGUGGCGCUCCUCUUCUCGGGGCCCCUCUACUGGCUCGCGGGGCUCCGCGCGGCGCCGCUCGGGGCCUUCGCCCUGUUCGUGCUCGCCGUCUGGCUCAUCGUGCUCAUGGCCAGCUCCCUGGUGCUCUUCCUCAGCGCCGUGUCGCCGGACUUCGUGCUGGGCAACGCCCUCAUCUGCGUGUGCCUGGGCGUCUUCUUCCUCUUCUCCGGCUACUUCAUCCCCAGGGGCAGCAUCCCGAGGUACUGGGCCUUCAUGUACUACGUGUCCAUGUACAGGUACCCGCUGGACCUGCUGCUCAUCAACGAGUACGGGGGCAGCGCGAGGGGCAGGUGCGUGGAGUGGGUGGGGGGGAACGCCGCCAUGGCCGGCGGCGGCGUGUGCUUGCGGACGGGAGCCGACGUGCUCAGGGACAGGGGCAUCGACGAGGUGAUGAAGUGGGCCAACGUCGGGGUCAUGCUGGGGUUCUUCCUGCUCUACAGGGUCAUGUGCUGGGCCGUGCUCGUCAGGAGGGCCUCCAAGACCACCCUGUGACUGUGAUCGAUCUCUGGCAUCGCUUCUCUUCUCUUCAGGGUUUCGAUUGUUCAUUCAGUCAGGGGAAGACCUGUAGUACUCUGUUUCAGCAGGCAUCGUCUUCUGUUUCGAGGUCACUAGUUGAUUAAGUUAUAUUGGUUCAUGUAAUAUCUCUGUAUUGUAUUCCUUUUUACUAUUAUCUUUGGGUUAUUUUGGGAGUUGGUGUUUACUAAGAAAUGUGAUGUUAAUCUUGGCUAAGUGGAACAUUAGUGUGAUCUUCGGCAAUAAACCAGCUCAUUUAUAGUGACAAAA
Messenger RNA from Panicum virgatum (switchgrass), 2761 nucleotides. Its product is annotated as ABC transporter G family member 23-like. The record is from RefSeq and is a predicted model, not a curated record. NCBI's taxonomy places the organism in Eukaryota, Viridiplantae, Streptophyta, Magnoliopsida, Poales, Poaceae. The coding region runs from base 377 to 2470 and encodes 697 amino acids. The transcript has a single exon. Gene Ontology annotation, molecular function: ATP binding; ABC-type transporter activity; ATP hydrolysis activity. Gene Ontology annotation, cellular component: membrane.